AUAAAUUCAAUACAAUAUCAUCUUCCCACCAAACGGAUAGCCAGUAGUGGCAGUGCGAGUGGAUAAUCCUCCAAUUCCCCCCUCACUCACAGAACCCACUCAGCUCAAGCACACCCGCAGCCUCUCCAAUGGCUACCACUGCAACAACAACGGCCCCAUCUUCUCUCUCUUUCUUCUCCUCUUCAGUCUUCUUCACCUCCUCCCAACGCCAAACUCUCAAACCAUUCCUAUCCUUCAAAACACCCAAUUCCCUCAAAUCCCCAACUCCAAAGCCCCUCUCUAUCAUCUCCGAGCUCGCGACCCUCCCCGUCCUCUCCUUCACCGGCGAGAAAGUCGGCGAGACUUUUCUCGACCUGAAGUCGGCGCCGCCGGAGACUGCCCGCGCCGUCGUCCACCGAGGCAUAAUCACCGACCUCCAGAACAAGCGGCGCGGAACCGCGUCGACCCUCACGCGCGGCGAGGUGAGGGGCGGCGGCAGGAAGCCCUACCCUCAGAAGAAGACGGGCCGGGCCAGGAGCGGGUCCAUAAGGUCGCCGCUCCGGCCCGGUGGAGGCGUGGUGUUCGGGCCCAAGCCCAGGGACUGGUCCAUCAAAAUCAACCGGAAGGAGAAGAGGCUGGCGAUCUCAACGGCGGUGGCGAGCGCGGCGGUGAACACCAUCGUGGUGGAGGAUUUCGGGGACAAGUUCGAGAGGCCGAAGACGAAGGAGUUCAUCGCUGCGCUCAAGCGGUGGGGGAUUGAUCCGAAGGAGAAGUCGACGUUCCUGAUGAUGGAUGUGACGGAGAAUUUGGUCCUCUCCAGCAGAAAUAUCGGGACGCUGAAGAUUCUGACUCCGAGGACGCUCAACUUGUUCGACAUUCUCAACGCCGACAAGCUGGUGCUCACGCCUGGUGCCGUGUAUUACUUGAACGAGCGCUACGGCGUUGAUUUCGAGGGCGAGAGUGAGGAGGAUGAUGAGGAAUCUGCAGAAGAAGAAGGAACUGUUGAUGAGAAUCCUAGUUCAGCAGAAUGAUACUUGAGAGCGUAGGGGGCAGUCUUGUAACUGUUUUUAUUCUUUUUUCUUGACAAACUUAGGAUUCAUCUGGAUCCAUAACUUCAGAUGAGCCUGAAAGGGAUCUCUGCCUUUGGCUGAAUUUACGAGCAUGGAGUGUUGCAAUUGCAACUUUGUGCGAUGUCAGCGUAGUUUUGGUGUAUUUUGGUGCAUUCUUUUUUUGUAUCAAUUUGCAGAUUGUCUUUAAUAGAAAUGUAAUUAGUUGGACCAUCUCUCCAUUUGGUUGCAGGCCAUAUAUAGUUGUUUGACUGA
Morus notabilis is the source of this 1301-nucleotide messenger RNA. Its product is annotated as 50S ribosomal protein L4, chloroplastic. Lineage: Eukaryota; Viridiplantae; Streptophyta; Magnoliopsida; Rosales; Moraceae. Bases 129 to 1010 code for a protein of 293 amino acids. Gene Ontology annotation, cellular component: ribosome. Gene Ontology annotation, biological process: translation. The transcript is spliced from 2 exons. Gene Ontology annotation, molecular function: structural constituent of ribosome. The record is from RefSeq and is a predicted model, not a curated record.